Messenger RNA from Spirodela intermedia, 756 nucleotides. The record is from the annotation of a GenBank genome assembly. Lineage: Eukaryota; Viridiplantae; Streptophyta; Magnoliopsida; Alismatales; Araceae.
AUGGAAGACGUGGUCACAGACAUCCCUCCGCCGUCGCGGUUCUUCCCGGAGGACCUCGACAACUUCGCCUCCCCAUCACCGGCACUCCCUUCGCCUUUCGUACUCCUCUCCGACAGAAACCCUAGACCUCGCCCGUCCCUCAUGGUGGUCGCCAUCUCCCCGGCCUCCCGCCUGCUAGUCCACCGCCUCUCCCCCAAGUCUCUGUUCGGGGCUCUCUUCCUCCCGGAGCUCCCGCUCGCCGGCAACCACAUCGUGCCGUCUCCGCGCGAUAGCGGCUGCAACAUCUACGCCGCCGGCGAGGGCAUUCUCCUGGUCUCCUUCCAGUAUCCGGCGGCGGCGGCGGAGAGGGCGCGCUCGGUGGCGAAGGCGCUGAUGAGGGACAUCUCUCCCCAGGAGGUACUGGUCCUGGACUCCGUCCGCAGCGGGAGCUUCAGGGGGCGGCUGUCGACCGACGAUUCCAUGGAGUUCAAGCUGGAGACAGCGGCGAAGAGGGCGGCCGGCUCCUUCCCCGCGCUGCGCCGCGUGGCGUAUUACACGACGGGGAGCGUGGCGGAGGGCGUGGGCGCCGCACUGCUGGCGGAGUGCCAGAUGAGGAAGCUGAAGGGGACGCUAUGUGUGGCGUGGCCCGGAGCUGGCGAGGCCUCGUCGCCGUCGUCGUCGCUCGAGUCUCUGCUUCGCGAUCUCCUGCCGGGUUUGCGAUUCUCGGCGGACAACGGGGUUAGGGUUUCAGUUGCCGACUCGGAUCUCUACGUCUGA